AUGUCCUUGCUAUCUCCCUCCCUACGCCGUCUGACGCCUCUUUGCCGACGGGUCUCCGUCAAAUGUGCCCAGCAACAUAGGACGAAAUUCUCCAAACCAGAUAUCCACGUCUACCUACGGGAAACGGUACCGGGGCUUGGAGAGAAGGGGGAGAUCACACUAGUGAAUUUGGCACAAGCACGGAAUUACCUGGUACCCUUCGGAUUAGCAUAUUACACGCCGAGAAUACUGGGCAAGCCUAUCCUGCCUGACGGCUGGGAGGCGAAGGAGCGCGAGGAGGACUUUGAGCUGGAAACGAUCGUCCCCGCCUUCUCCACCAUCACCGUCGAAUCCCGCUCUACGUCUACCUCCUCUCCCACCUCCUCCACCUCCACCACCGCCCAAACCGCCCGCAUCCAAUCCCAUCUCGACCUCGCCCUCGCCCUCCGUUCUCUCCCGCCCCUAACAUUCAAACGCGUGCGGAUGAAAGCCACCGACACAAAGAUCUACGGCUCCGUCACCGCCGACGACGUCGUGAGGGAAUUGUUGGAAGUGCAUAAUGUCGUGGUGGAUAGGGAGAGUGUGUUGAUGAAGGAGCGGAUAAAGAAUGUAGGGGAGUUUGAGGUUGAGGUGGCGUUGGGGGUGGGGGAGAAUGGGAAGGUGGUUGUGAGGGUGGAGGAUUCGGAGGUUUAG
Fimicolochytrium jonesii is the source of this 672-nucleotide messenger RNA. RefSeq lists its product as uncharacterized. The transcript has 5 exons. Gene Ontology annotation, cellular component: mitochondrion; ribosome. NCBI's taxonomy places the organism in Eukaryota, Fungi, Chytridiomycota, Chytridiomycetes, Spizellomycetales, Powellomycetaceae. The record is from RefSeq and is a predicted model, not a curated record. Bases 1 to 672 code for a protein of 223 amino acids. Gene Ontology annotation, biological process: translation. Gene Ontology annotation, molecular function: structural constituent of ribosome.